This is a messenger RNA of Hyaloperonospora brassicae, 1989 nucleotides long. The record is from the annotation of a GenBank genome assembly. NCBI's taxonomy places the organism in Eukaryota, Oomycota, Peronosporomycetes, Peronosporales, Peronosporaceae.
AUGCGCUCGUCCAAGCCCAGACUGCUAAUGCUUCUCGCGCUUGCAGCGCUCUGCAGCGGAUAUAGCAACACAGGACCUCAUGACGUACCUAAUGGUGAGGCAGAUGACGAUCUGGAUCAUCUGCCACGCGACUCAGUGGGGUCUCGGGACGCACCAGCGACGCAACAAGAGGCGACAACGGACGUGCAGUCUGUUGCACAGUCCGAGACGAAGGAGUUGUCCCGUAUCCAGCAAAUCACUGAGCCAGACGAGCCCAAAGCAGACACGAAAGUUGCAGACGAAGACGUGGACCACGUACUUGACGUUCCCAGCGGUCUCUUUGAAGUUGUGGAUGCCGACAGCGUCGACACGCACACGCGCCAGAAUUACGCGUCGUUGGACGCUGGUGCGACGAUUCUGGACGCUGCCCCAGAUACCAAGAGCCCUACGAACCUGUUGGUUCCCGACAAGGAUCGGUACAUGCUGACGCCGUGCUCGAAUCCCCGCAAAUGGGUCGUCAUUAGCCUUUCCGAGGAUGUGCACGCAGACGCUAUCGCAGUUGCCAAUUAUGAGAAGUUCUCGUCGCCCGUGAAGGAGUUUAUCGUGCUGGGCAGCGUCAACUACCCGACUGAUACGUGGCUCGUUCUGGGCAACUUUACAGCUGAACAUGUGAAUGGGGAGCAGAUCUUUCAGCUUGAAGCCCAGCAGCAUGUGCGGUAUAUCAAGUUUCGCAUCCUAUCGCAUUAUGGGUCGGAGUACUACUGCACGCUAAGCCAGUUGCGAGUGUUCGGUCGGACUUUUACGCAAGUAAUCUCUGAGCUGGAAAGGAGCAUCGAUGCAGAAGUUGAAGCUUUGGAUGCGCACGGGCCAAGCGCGGCACCGGGACUGCGUGCUUUGCCUGACAGUGUUGAAGUCAACGUGCCUCGUAUCGCAGACCCGAUGGAGCUCGUGAGCCAGUGUUUGAUGGAGAAGAAUAAUAGUGUGGUUGCUGUUUUCUACGACGAGCCUCAGCAGAUGGAGCACUACCGAAGCCAUGGAAUGUGCUGCCUCGUCGACUACACUCCACAACAGAUGGAAGUCGAAGCUGCAGCAAGUUUGAACACCGACGAGCAUCCGUUUACCGUGAGCCACGACGCCACUGAUUCCGACGUCGUGGAGGAAGCUGUUCACGUUGCUGAUCCUGAUGCGGGCACAAACGUGCCGAAUGCCUCGACGACUCAGGACUCUGAUACUAACGCCACCACAUCAAGUGGUGUAGCAGCGCCAUCUUCGUUGCUGCCCGCCACUCACAACUCUGUGGUGUCAUCUACUCAAAGUCUCGGCCGUCUAGAGAACAUUUUCGUGCGUAUCACCAAGAAGAUCCAAGCGUUGGAAGCAAACCAAAGUGUCAUGGGGAAGCAAUUGGAGGACCUGCACACGAAUCAGUGGGCUGCUAUAAAAAUGCUGCAGUCGAAUCAAGAAACGUUGAACGAUCAGUUGAAAGAGAUCCGCACGUCAAUCGCGGCUUUGAAUGACCAUGUCGCGAAACAGCUGUUGGAGAACGAACAAACUCUGUUGAUCUAUGGUCGAUUGCUUGAUGAUGCCCGGCGAGACAAUAGUGCCCUAUGGAAAGAAAUGCUGAUCGUGCAUAAGGUCAUCACGACCAUGAAAGCAGGCAUUCUUUGUGCCAUUGUUCUAUCUGGAUUCAUCAUUUCAUUCUACAUGCUUCGGCUUUUAUUCCGAUGCGUUUCCAAGUGCAAGGAGCGUGCUGACCUUCGGGAAUGGUUCUGGCGUAUGGAAACUCAUAAGCAGUGCGUGAACGACACCGACCGGAAUGCACCAGCGCGCACGAUGUCUACUGGAGCCUUGCGUGUGAAGCGGAAAAAUCAGUUUGGUUCAUCGCGGGAUGAUUCAUCGCUCGAUCGGAAGUCUCUUGUCAGCGACAUAGUUGGUAACGGCCAGCAACAAUUCCGACGGCGCCACGCCAAGAGUGUAAGCCAGGCGUCGGUAUCGCUGAAGCGAUUGAAAUAG